Molecule: messenger RNA, 1026 nt
Organism: Podospora anserina S mat+
Lineage: Eukaryota; Fungi; Ascomycota; Sordariomycetes; Sordariales; Podosporaceae
Exons: 2
Coding region: 1-1026 (341 amino acids)
Molecular function (GO): hydrolase activity
Source: RefSeq, a predicted model, not a curated record
AUGCCGCUGACAAGUGAUAUCACCAUCGACGCCUCCAAGUUCUCCUUGGAGAAUGUGAGCGAGGAGACAAUCGGCGUUAACAACUUCAUAGAGAGGGCGACUUCCAGUGGCCCAACAUGGCAAGAAGUCGGUCCUGUGAAGUUCCGUGAGAUGCGUGAAAAUGGCAAGACCGGAUUCGCUGCCCCGGUUUACCUCCCGGCGGCGAAGGACGUGGUUGUCUCAUCACGAGAUGCAGGUCGAGAUAUCGCCUUACGCGUAUACACCCCCGAUAAUGGCCAGCCCAGCAAGGGACUCUUCCUCCAUAUCCAUGGUGGGGGCUUCGUAAUGGGCACACACCAACACCAAGAUGGAAAGCUCAGAGAGUACGCCAACACCUUCCAGCUUACAGCGCUUUCUGUCAACUACCGACUCGCUCCCGAAAACCCCUGGCCUGCCCAGGUCCAUGAUUGCAUCGACGCUGCCGAAUAUCUUGUAGACAAGGGUGAACAUAUUUUUGGUGCCAGGCUCCUCUUCAUCAGUGGCGAGUCGGCUGGAGGUAAUCUGGCUGCAACAACCGCCUUUCACCUUUUACGCGCCCACCCGAACCACAAGAUUGCCGGCCUCAUCCUUCCUUAUGGUUGGUUUGAUGUUACCCAAAACUUACCCAUGGUGACCACCUUCGAACGACGGCUGCUUGUCAACAACGCAAAGAUGUUGGGGUUCGCAAUGGCUUACGCCCCAAACACGACGAUUGAAGCGCGACGAAACCCACAGAUAUCGCCCAUCUACGGCGACAUGAGGGGCUUGGCAAAGGGUGCACCAGGAGGCAAGCUCCCGCCGGCAUUGUUCCUGUGCGGGACCGAGGACCCAUUGCUGGAUGAUACUCUGCUGAUGGCUAUGAAAUGGAUGAUAACUGGGAGCGAAGCUAUCGUCAAGAUCUACCCCGGUGCUUGCCAUGCCUUCACGGCAGUGCCUGGAUUCAAGGCGGCCGAGGAGGCUUGGGAGGCUACCGUGGAGUUUAUGCGGGAGAAGAUGAAGGGUAUCUAG